GCAUUCAAGACUUCUCGUCAUUACGCAACCGCGACUUUUUGAGUUUGUGGACGACACAAGAUUUCCAACAAAGCCACGGUGCAGUGGGAGCUCUGCUCGUGAAAAAAAAUGCCAAAACGGAAGUCCUCUGCAGAUGAUAGGAAAUCCAAAAAACCAGUCGCCAAGAAGGCGAAAGCGAUGCCACCUGAUGAGGAGGAUGUUCCCAGUGGAAAGCAGAGAAAGAACUACCCUAAACUGGUGGACCCGGCUACAAACAAAGAAACGACUGGAGAAAUUAAAUACACAGCAAAAGAGGCUUCUAGAAACAAAAAAGGAGAAUUAAUGUUUCCCGAUUUCCCAGAAUUCCAUCCAAACAUGACCCCUAAAGAAGUUCUCCAGGCAGGCAGUUUUGGUGGAACAUACUUUCGUCCAAUCAAAUCAUCUGCUACAGGCAAACAGUACAAAGAUGAAGCCUUUAAGGAACUCCCCAAAGACUGGACAGAGGGACUGAAUAUUAAAAAACAGGUAACAUCCUCGACGUACAACGAGUCAGUGAAUACAUACAAGGUGAAAUGUGGGGGGAGUCUGGAAAUGUGGGAGGAGAGCGGGUGGAUCCACAAACAGGACCCCUUCGGCUGGUUCCAGUGGUACUGCAGGUUCUAUGGAGGUCGUAGGACCCCAGAUGAUGAGAGACAAGUAGGGCGAUGGUUGAGAUGUGCAGGGCCCACUGGAAGGUGGAAAAAUAACCUCAUCACCAAGUGUUUCCGGAAUGGGGCCCGCUACAAUGACCGUAACAUCUCCCCAGUGGUCAGGCAGACCCUACAGCACUGGGGGUAUCGACUGACAGAGGAGGAUUAUCUAGCCAAGGAGAAACAGCUGAAGAGGAAGACCUAGAAAUCAGGGGUAGAAGUGCUCAGUUAGAGAGAUCUGAAGAGAAAAAAAGUGUGAGCUUAGUAAUCUCGGGUAGAAGUGGUCAAUUAGAGCAAUCAGAAGAGAAGGAUAGUGUGAGCUUAGCAAUAUGGAGUAGAACUAGGGGGAUGGUCAUGGCAAACAGUCUUUUUGUUAUAAACUGUAAAAUUGGAUUUAUUUGGAAUAUGAAUAGAAGCCAGCCGAGUACAGAAUAUUCUAGUAAGCAUGAACUUGGGAUGGGGACAUUGAUUGUGGGAUAAGAUUAUGUGAAUGCUUGCAAGAAACACACUAGACUGUUCACAGUGCAAUGUACACACAAAUCAAGUUUUUACUUACCACUGUAAAAAUACUCGCACACGUUUUAUUUAUAAAAUUUUUACCAGUUACUUUUACAAUGUAUUGUGUUUGGUGGAAAGAAGAAGUACAAUUGUACUGUGAUGAUUGUUUACAGUAAUUCUGGAGUUGUUUACAGUAAUUCUGUUGUGUACAGUAAUUCUGAUGUUGUGUACAGUAAUUCUUGGUUUGUGUACAGUAGUUCUUGGCUUGUUUACAGUAAUUAUGGUCUUGUUACAGUAGUUCUAAAGACAACCCCAAAACUAUUGUAAACCAGCAUAGAACCACUGUAAUCAACCACAGAAUGACUGUAAACAACCACAGAAUGACUGUAAACAACCGCAGAAUGACUAAACAACCACAGAAUGACUGUAAACAACUACAGAAUGACUGUAAACAACUACAGAAUGACUGUAAACAACCGCAGAAUGACUAAACAACCACAGAAUGACUGUAAACAACCGCAGAAUGACUGUAAACAACUACAGAAUGACUGUAAACAACUACAGAAUGACUGUAAACAACUACAGAAUGACUAAACAACCACAGAAUGACUGUAAACAACUACAGAAUGACUGUAAACAACCACAGAAUGACUGUAAACAACUACAGAAUGACUGUAAACAACCAGAGAAUGACUGUAAACAACUACAGAAUGACUGUAAACAACUACAGAAUGACUGUAAACAACUGCAGAAUGACUGUAAACAACCGCAGAAUGACUGUAAACAACUACAGAAUGACUGUAAACAACCGCAGAAUGACUGUAAACAACCGCAGAAUGACUAAACAACCACAGAAUGACUGUAAACAACUACAGAAUGACUGUAAACAACUACAGAAUUACUGUAAACAACUACAGAAUGACUGUAAACAACCGCAGAAUGACUGAUCAACCGCAGAAUGACUGUAAACAACCGCAGAAUGACUGUAAACAACCGCAGAAUGACUAAUCAACCACAGAAUGUAAUAAGGACUGUAGACAUAAUGUGGACAAGGACAUAAUCUGUUGUACACAUUUGUAAACUGUAGAUGAACUUCAUUAACCUUGCAUCAGUUUUAAAACAAACACUUUAUUUUAUAAGAGAAUCGAUUAAGAGUUCCGUACACUGUCUUUGUCUAAAUCAAAAAUACAACAAAAUUAUGGUGUAACAAAAAUUGUUUGUAUGCAAAUGUAAAAAUGUCACAUAUAGCUUUAAAUUGUUGAGCCUUGACACUUACACAAAUGUUUAUCAGCUUUAAUUGUGAAACAUUUGUAGAAGUUUUCAUAUAAAUGUAACGUCCUGCAUGCCAAUGUUUAAUCAAACCAACUCAUCUAGGUCACUCUGUCAUGUAAUUUACAGACAACACACUCAGGUUUCAAUAUGUUUGUACUUUGUUAUGCUUACAAGACUAAGAAUUUUAAAAUGUCAGAAUUUAUGUACACACAUGUACAUAUGAUACAAUUAUUAGACGUUAUGUAUGUCUCUAUACAUAUAACGGUAUUUACCAUGUCAACAGGAGAUCUCCAAUGAUUUAUAAAAACAAAAAAAAACCUGCAUUUUUCACAAAAAUGAAAAUGUUUGUUGAUGAAUGUAUUUUGAGUCAGUAUUUCUAUUGUAAGAUAAAAAUUUGAAUUAUUACAUCUAUUUCGAAAUUAU
Molecule: messenger RNA, 2861 nt
Organism: Ostrea edulis (European flat oyster)
Lineage: Eukaryota; Metazoa; Mollusca; Bivalvia; Ostreida; Ostreidae
Exons: 6
Coding region: 109-873 (254 amino acids)
Source: RefSeq, a predicted model, not a curated record